Molecule: messenger RNA, 717 nt
Organism: Fragaria vesca subsp. vesca
Lineage: Eukaryota; Viridiplantae; Streptophyta; Magnoliopsida; Rosales; Rosaceae
Product: 30S ribosomal protein S17-like
Exons: 4
Coding region: 152-448 (98 amino acids)
Biological process (GO): translation
Cellular component (GO): ribosome
Molecular function (GO): structural constituent of ribosome
Source: RefSeq, a predicted model, not a curated record
GAAUUUAUACUCGCUCUCUUCACUUCACCAUCCACUCCCUGACGUCCGGAGCCUGCUCUCUCAUCUCCGACGUCUCUCAAUUUCUGAAUCGCACUCAGAUUCUCUGCAGGUCGUUUGUAAGGCCAGUAUAUUCACAUUUUUGUUGAGAAAGAUGAAGACAGUGGUGGGGAUGGUCGUUUCCAAUAAAAUGCAGAAAUCAGUGGUUGUGGCGGUGGAUAGGCUGUUCCAUCACAAGCUCUACAACCGAUACGUGAAGCGGACAUCCAAGUUCAUGGCCCACGAUGAGAACGAUCAUUGCAACAUUGGAGACCGGGUUCGAUUGGAGCCUUCACGCCCUUUGAGCAAACGUAAGCAUUGGAUUGUUGCUGAAAUCGUCACCAAAGCACGCAUCUAUCAGCCUCCUUCCCCAUCGGCUUCAGCUGCAGCUCCACUUGAUACCAAUUCUUAAGGUGAAGCUUUAUGUAUGGCAUCUGAGAGGUUGAGAUUAUAUUAGGUUUAGCCAAAACUAGUUCCUACAGUUUCUUGAAUGUUUUGUUUGUAUGGGUGAAUGCACCUUUUCUAGUCCCAACCUAUAUGGUGAAUUUAUAUCUCCAAUUAUGUACUGAACUAUCCCACCAGAAACUUUGGAUAAGUCUAAAAUUGAAUCAAUGCUUUGUUAUAAUUUAUCAUGUUGAUAGCUCAUGAACAUUCGUUCGGUCAUUGAAAUUUGUGUUAGUG